CUAAUUCUAAGAAGUAUCAUUCUUUUAGGGAAUCUUCCAAUUGAUUGACCAAUCCAAAUUAUAUCAAAUUCUAUAAUUAUAUAUUCCAAUUAGAUUAUUAUAUUAUCUAUCUAAUAGGAAUAUUAGAAAGAUAAUUAGUCUAUUCAUAAGAAGAGAUGAGAUCAUAUGAAAAAUAUAACCGAUUCUUUCUUUGUUUGGGCUCCUGGCCAUCCGCCGGAAGUUUCGUGUUUAAUACCGAUAUUUUAGCAACAAAUCCAAUAAAUCUUAGUGUAGUGUUAGGUCUACUGACUUUUUUUUGGAAAGGGAGUGGGUGCGAGUUGUUUAUUUCAAAGAAUAAAUUGGAUUUAACCAAACAACAUUUUUUAGUUUAGUUAUAAUUAAGAAAAUGUGCAGAAUCCCGCGAAUUACUUCUGAAUUCAUUUUCUUUUUUGAAUAAUUUAAGAAAAAUCUUAAAGAACCAUAGCAUUUCGCGUUUUAUUGGUAAUCCACUUUGAUUCUCUAUUAACCAAAAAUUUUGGACUAUUACCAUGGUUAAAAAUAGUUUGAAGUCUAUACGCAGUGUAGUACUCUUUCUACCACUAUGUUAAUACAGAAAGGAAAUGGUUUCAAAACAAUUAUUAUAUUUUUUUCGAUAUAAAACACUCAUGUCGAUAAAAAAAAUGGCUUGAAUCCUAUUUACGACGAGAAAUAAAAAACGGGUGAAUUUAAACCUCCCCUUUGUACGAUGCGUAAUCGAUGGAUGACCUAUGUAUAAAUUCAAAAGAAGUCUUUGGAUUUGAAUAAAAAAACAACUUUAUUGACAUAGAUUUGUUUGGUCAAAAGAGUCCUCCGAAUAUUCUGGUCUUAUAUUGGUAAUUGUUUUCACUUUGAAUAGAGAAGAGAGGAUAGGCUCAUUACAUAAAAAAUUGGUAAAUUUCCGAUAAGUAAUUGAGUGUGAGAGCCAAAUGAAUCGAAAGAUUCAUGUUUGGUUCGGGAAGAGAUCAUAGACAUUUUGAAAUGGAUGGAAAGAGAGUCUACUUUCAUUAUGUGAUUUAUUAGAUAAUCGAAAACAGAAAAUCUGGAAAACUAUUCGAAACUCAGAAGAAUUACAGGAAAACGCCAUUGAACAGCUCGAAAAAGCCCAGGCUCGCUUAAGGAAAGUUGAAACAGAAGCAGAUCUAUUUCGGGUGAAUGGCUAUUCUGAGAUCAAACGAGAAAAAUUGAAUUUAAUUAAUUCAAUUUAUACGACUUUGGAACAAUUAGAAAAUUACAAAAACGAAGCCAUUGAUUUUGAACAACAAAGAGUUAUUAAUCAAGUUUGACACCGGGUUUUACAAUAAGCCUUACAGGGAGCUCUAGGAACUCUAAAUAGUUGCUUGAACAACGAGUUACAUUUACGUACUAUCAGUGCUAAUAUUGGCAUGUUUGGGAUGAUGAAAUAAAAAAAAUAACUGAUUAGGCUUUCUAUUAUAAAAUAGAGUAUAGGCAUCAUUUUUUUCUUAUAAAAAAUAAACUUAAGAUAUUUUCAUGGUAACCAUUCGUGCAGAUGAAAUUAGUAAAAUUAUCCGUGAACGCAUUGAGCAAUAUAAUACAGAAGUAAAAAUUGUAAAUACAGGUACCGUACUUCAAAUAGGCGAUGGUAUUGCUCGUAUUUAUGGUCUUGAUGAAGUAAUGGCGGGUGAAUUGGUGGAAUUUGAAGAAGGUACUAUAGGCAUUGCUUUGAAUUUGGAAUCAAAAAAUGUUGGUGUUGUAUUAAUGGGGGAUGGUUUGCUGAUACAAGAGGGAAGUUCAGUAAAAGCAACAGGAAGAAUUGCUCAAAUACCUGUAAGUGAAGCUUAUUUGAGUCGUGUUAUAAAUGCCCUGGCUAAACCAAUUGACGGUCAAGGAGAAAUUUCAGCUUCGGAAUCUCGAUUAAUAGAAUCUCCUGCUCCCGGUAUUAUUUCAAGACGUUCGGUAUAUGAGCCUCUCCAAACAGGACUUAUUGCUAUUGAUUCGAUGAUCCCCAUAGGACGGGGCCAGCGAGAAUUAAUUAUUGGAGACAGACAAACAGGUAAAACAACAGUAGCCACAGAUACAAUUCUCAAUCAACAGGGACAAAAUGUAUGUGUUUAUGUAGCUGUUGGUCAAAAAGCAUCUUCUGUGGCUCAAGUUGUGACUACUUUACAAGAAAGAGGAGCAAUGGAAUACACUAUUGUAGUAGCUGAAACAGCGGAUUCUCCAGCUACAUUACAAUACCUCUCUUUAAAUAAAUAA
Vigna angularis (adzuki bean) is the source of this 2232-nucleotide messenger RNA. Its product is annotated as ATP synthase subunit alpha, chloroplastic-like. Gene Ontology annotation, biological process: proton motive force-driven ATP synthesis; proton transmembrane transport. The record is from RefSeq and is a predicted model, not a curated record. Gene Ontology annotation, molecular function: ADP binding; proton-transporting ATP synthase activity, rotational mechanism; ATP binding. NCBI's taxonomy places the organism in Eukaryota, Viridiplantae, Streptophyta, Magnoliopsida, Fabales, Fabaceae.